This is a messenger RNA of Schistosoma bovis, 377 nucleotides long. The record is from the annotation of a GenBank genome assembly. Lineage: Eukaryota; Metazoa; Platyhelminthes; Trematoda; Strigeidida; Schistosomatidae.
AUGUUCAAAUACGUUUGUUUGUUCGUUUCAUAUUCAUUAUUGUGGAGUAUUCAAUGUCGACAUCAAGAUUUCAGUUCUUUUACUAAUACUAAUACUACUACUGUUAUUAAUACUAAUACUACUACAUCAACAAGUGUUGCUGAUAACAAAUCGAUUCAACUUAAAGGAAUUCUUCCAGGUGUUGGUUUGCUUAUUAUGAUAUUAUUUAUUCUUAUAUUACUUAUAAAGUGUUGUAGGCCUGAUAAAUUAACUAAUAGUAUGAGUCGAAAUAAAAUAUCAUUUUCACAUUAUGAUGAAACUAAAAUUUGGUCGACAAAUUUAGAAAAUGAAACUACUCGAGAGUACGGUGAUUUACAAAAUGACAAUGAUGAAUAUGA